CCAAAAACGAAACGGAAGAAAACACACCAGUCGUGCACUGGGACCACAUCACUUACAAGACUGGAGAAACCCGUUUUUUAAACGUGUUUAAUGACACUCUGUUGUACAGUGACUUUAGCUGUAGGUCGGUGGACGAACACACUCGGUGGCAAAAAACAACAACCAGCUGAAAGCAGAGCGCGAACUUAGCUAACAUUUAGCUAACAUUUGUUCAAAAAGAAGAAGAAGAAGCUAACAACAGUCGAACAACUUGGCGCCUUUUGGAUGAAGAACAUAAUUAACUUACACUGAGCAACACAAUGGAUUCCUGCACAGCUGACUUACCCACUGCAGUGGCACAUGACUCUCCAGCUUCUGAUGACUCCUCAGACGAUGAGCCGCUGAUAAAGAAGAAAACAACUUCUGCAGCUGCUGAGAAACCUGAGAAAAAAGAAAACACAUCGUCCCGAUCUAAUGGCGCAAAUAAGAACGCAGAUUUGAACAGAGGUGACAGCUCAGACUGUGAACCUCUGAGUAAGAUCGCCAAAGUGUCCUCCAAAGCUGCUAAGAAGCCUUCCUCAGUGUCUCCAAAGAAAUCUGUGGACACAAAGAAAAAAGGGCCUCUGAGUGAAAUUGCCAAGAAACUUAAAUCCAGACCCCAGAGAAAGGCAGCCGUCACAACAUCUAGACAAACAGCUAUAAAAUCCAAAAGGAGCGUGACGAGGAAAAAUGUUAAAUAUGCAGAGUCUUCAAGUGACAGCUCAGACGAUGAAAAACUGGUAGCAGUAAAGAUGAGGAGGACGAAGGCUGCUCAAGCAACCAACAAGAAAACAAACCUUAAAGACGAAUCACGAAAAGACAGCAGCUCUGAUGACCAUGACGAUGAUGUUGAUGAUGAUGAUGAUGAUGAUGAUGAUGAUGAUGAUGAUUAUGAUUAUAAGCCCUUGGUGAAACUCAUCACCAGUAAGAAGAAACCAGUGAAGAGAAACACAAAGAGGACGACUGUACCUCAACGUGGUGCGUCAAAAAGGAGACAAGGACGGUCUGAUGAAAGCCCAGAUGAUGAACCCGUGAUUAACCUUGUGAAAAAGAACAACACUGGCAGGAAAACCAAAACCAAAACAAAGGCUGCAGCUCCGAAGAAGAGGAACAGUCCCAGAAAGCCAAGAAAGAUGCCUGCGUCAGAUUUGUCAAGCAACAGUUCAGAUGAUGAACCUUUAAUCAAAGCAGCUAAACACCCACAAGUGACCAAAAUCCUGAGAAUAAUACUGGAGAGGUGUGAUGGUGACGAUGGUGGACCAACAGGAAGCCUGAAAAAAAAGCAGAACAGAGACAGCGAAUGACGAAGAGCCCUCAAAGGAGAAAUUGGAGGGUUCAGAGGAAUCAUCAGAAGAGGAAUAAGCGUUAGAAUCAUAAAGGAAUGAAUUACUCUUUAUUGUCACUUUUCAGCUUCUGGACCUGGAAGUUCAAACCAAUUAGUGGCUCCACGUUUGAGGAACUUCCCAAAGUGUUGUAAAUCCCACAGAGAGACACCUCCCUAAAAAAAAAUUAGUUAGUGUUCAUGUGAAGGUACUGUGUGUUUUAUAUACGUACAUGUUCAUUUAAGGUGAUCGUAUUUUUACUCCAGUUUUUAGGUUUUGGACCAGGUUUUGCAGGUUCCUCAGAUUUUACGCAGUCUUAUAUGUUGUUUUACUAUUUAUGCUUGUUGCUCACAUCAGCUGCUUCCUCUGGUUUUCAUUGUUAAGACAGUUAUUUUAAAAUCAUUGAUGUAGUUUAAACCUCUGCUUUCAUAUUAAUUGUACACUCAGCAUGCAGCAGUCAAAAUCUCUUGUGUUGCAUUAAACUGUGUUCCCUUUGAAAAUUCA
Molecule: messenger RNA, 1844 nt
Organism: Seriola dumerili (greater amberjack)
Lineage: Eukaryota; Metazoa; Chordata; Actinopteri; Carangiformes; Carangidae
Product: nucleolin-like
Exons: 9
Coding region: 300-1322 (340 amino acids)
Source: RefSeq, a predicted model, not a curated record